Messenger RNA from Heteronotia binoei (common prickly gecko), 1316 nucleotides. RefSeq names its product fibrinogen-like protein 1-like protein. The transcript is spliced from 4 exons. The coding region runs from base 1 to 1089 and encodes 362 amino acids. The record is from RefSeq and is a predicted model, not a curated record. Lineage: Eukaryota; Metazoa; Chordata; Lepidosauria; Squamata; Gekkonidae.
AUGGUGGGGGUCUUCUAUAGAAUACCAAGCCAGGCAGAGGACAUGGAUGAAACACUCCUAGAACAGAUUACAAAGUUCUCAAAGAGACGGAACACGGUGGUUAAAGUGGAGAGGAGGAAAAGGGAAUCUGUUAUCUUGGACCUGAUUCUCAUCAACUGGGAAGAACUGGUUGACAAGGUGAAAGUAGGGAGCACCUUGGGUAACAGUGACCAUAUACUAAUGCAUAUGUGUGGCCUCUUUCAGAUCUCUGCCUGUAGAAUGCACCCCCCAAAUGUCCUGCUUGCUACAGCCGCUCUUCUUUUUGCAUCCGAUAUGACCAGUUCAGUGGAACCAAAGGAUGAUGUGUGGAGGGAACAUCUUGCAGAUGUGGUCAACAUAAAACAUGUGAAGAAUAUUUCUCAAAUUAUUAACCGUUUUAGUGCUGUCGCAAGAACAGCUAUUCCUUACAUGAGAGACUGCGAUGAAAUGUUUCAAACAGGCCACACACAUAGUGGUCUUUACAUAAUACGCCCUGACAACACCCGCAAACUGGUGGUCCAGUGCUAUAUGGAUGGAUGCAAUGGGUGGACAGUGAUCCAGAAGAACAGCUUUGACACUGAACUCGUUUGGUCAGAGACGUGGACAACCUAUAAAUAUGGUUUCGGUAACUUGGAGGAUGAUCACUGGCUAGGCAACGAGUACAUCAGCCUCAUUACCCAACAGAAAUGGUACAAAGUCAGAAUUAGCUUGGUGGAUGCUGACGGCAAUCAUAAGUAUUCAGAAUAUGAUAGCUUUGUCUUGAAUGAUGAAGGAAGUGGUUAUAAGCUGAUCCUAGGGACGUAUGAAGGUAAUGCAGGGGAUCCUCUCACUUCCUCACUGACCAAAAACUUACAUGACAAUAUGAGGUUCUCCUGUAAAGAUAAGGAUCUUGACAGAUCGACUUUAAUUAACUGUGCAGAUGUCCAUGGUGGGGGAUGGUGGUAUGAUUCGUGUUUUGAUGCACAGUUAAAUCGCAAAGGUGGUCUUCACUGGGGCACCCUAUGUGAUGAGAACUGCAGGAAGUCAGUUAUAAUGCUGAAGCCCAUCCACAUGUAUUGCAGCAGGGUUUAGAAUGUGUCGUGUGCAGACAGUAACAUUAUGAACCAGUCAUUUAACAUGGAGUGAGGGGGGGGGGGAGCAGGAACACUGAAAAUCCCAUUGAUUUUACACCUUUAAAAACUAUUGCACCUCCUUUUGCUGCCCCCUGAGGAAAUUUAACAACUCUGUACAAACUCGUUUCUGACUCAACAAUGCAGUCUCCCCAUUCUCCAAUAAAAUCCUUCUUCCACCAGCGCAAA